GCUCUGUGUGCCACACCCAAGCGUUUGGGAUGAGGCCAUCAAAGGAGGGGCCUGGCUGGCGCCCCCACGCUCAAGCCCACACAGGUAACGGCUGUUGGAAUGUGACAGAGGUGUGGAGCUUUUACCUCCUAGAAGGGUGUGGUAGAGAUAGAGGUCCAGGAAGGGAGGAAACCUCUCACCUGGUUGGAGUGUGUGUUUGUAAGGGUGUGUGGGCUCAAGUCACAUUCAGUCAGUGGCUCUCAGUCUCUCUGCUUGUUGUUCCUCUAUAUCACACACUUGCUUCUCUCAGUUUAUGGGCAUUUCAGUCAAUAUUUGACCGGGACAGACUGUGCAAGACCGAAGACGCAAAACAACGCAAGAGAAACAUUGUUUUUUGGUGGUUGUUUUUUUUUUACACCAGGAUUUGUGGAGGACUUCAGAUAAAAAAAAAAAAAACAUCUUCACCAAACUCCAAGGUCACACAUGCCUAAAAGGAUUUAGGUCAUUUUUCUUAAUUAUUGUUGGACUUCAGAACUUGGACUGGUGAGGGAGCAGGAACAGUUGCAGGAGGGAGAUGGGGAGAUGGACGUUACAUCUCUCAGUGGGCCUUUGGCUUCUGCUCAUCCUGUUGACCUGCUCUUGUACUGAAGCGAACUACUGCUUCGCUUCCAGGUCCAAAACCUGCUCAGAAUGCCUGCAGGCGGGGAAAGGCUGUGCAUACUGUCCUGAUGAGACCUUUAAUGGCCCUCGCUGUGAUAUGUAUGAAAAUAUUCUGGCUCAUGGCUGCAGCGCAGCUGCUGUGAUCACCGCCCAAAGCAGUAUGUCGAUUGAAAAAAAAGAACAGAUCAAUGUCCGAAUGCAACAGUCGCAGGUGUCCCCGCAGGAGAUGACCAUGUCUUUUCUGCCUGGAGAGGAGAAGAUGGUGGACGUGGAGGUGUUCGCUCCAACCAAAGGCCCUCUGGAUCUGUACAUUCUUAUGGACUUCUCCAAUUCCAUGGAAGACGAUCUGGACAAUUUGAAGAGGAUGGGCCAGGAGCUGGCUACGCUGGCGGCAAAGCUGUCAGAUGACUACACCAUCGGAUUUGGAAAGUUUGUGGACAAAGUGAUUGAGCCCCAAACUGACAUGAGACCCAUUAAACUUGCUGAACCAUGGCCCAACAGUGACCCUCCAUUCUCUUUUCAAAAUGUCAUCAAGCUGACCAGCGACUUGGACUUCUUUACCAGUGAGCUUCAGAAGGAAAGGAUCUCUGGCAACCUGGAUGCUCCCGAAGGAGGCUUUGAUGCCAUCCUGCAGGCUGCAGUCUGUGGGGAUAAGAUUGGUUGGAGACAACAGAGCACACAUCUGCUGGUUUUCUCCACUGAGUCCGCUUUCCACUACGAGGCUGACGGCGCCAACGUGCUGUCGGGCAUCCUGCCACGCAACGAUGAGCAGUGCCACCUGGAUGAAAAAGGCAAAUACACCGAGGAUAUCAAGCAAGAUUACCCCUCCAUACCCACAUUGGUCCGUCUGCUCGGCAAAAAUAACAUCAUUCCCGUAUUCGCCGUCACCAACUAUUCCUACUCAUACUACAAGAAACUCCAAGAGUACUUCCCUAUUGCUGAGGUGGGCCUGUUGCAAGAAGACUCAUCCAACAUCCUUCAAGUCAUGGAGAUUGCCUUUGAUAAUAUCCGUUCCAAGAUGAGCAUUCGUGCAGAGGACAGACCCAAAGCCUUUGAAGCUGAGUUCUUGUCUACCGAUGAAGCGGUAGCAAAAUACGGAAACUUUGAUUUCAAGCCUGGUGCUAUUGGCAAAUUCAAGAUGCGACUCAAAGCCCAGAGACUGAUCGACGAGUCUCCGGUCUGUCAGAUGGAUCUCGAUGAAAAAGAAGGCACUAUGAGAGUCAAACCUACAACCUUCAACACUGCCGUGAACGUUAAAGCCAGCGUUCUGUGCCCGAUGUGUGACUGUGAGAAGACUGCCAUCCAUAACGCACCCAGAUGCCAUGGCAACGGAGACCUUGUGUGUGGGAAGUGUCAGUGCUAUGACGGCUGGCUGAGUACAUUCUGUAACUGUUCAGCAAGCGCUUCAGCUCUUGACACCAGCCAGUGUUUUGGCCCAGACUCGACGGAACCUUGUUCUGGACGUGGGGAUUGCCUGGAGUGUGGAACCUGUGUGUGCUACAACCCUGAUCAGUUUGAAGGACCCUACUGCCAGUAUGACAGAACCCAGUGUCAGCGAUUCGGUGGCUUUCUCUGCAAUGACCGUGGAUCCUGCAUUAUGGGCCGCUGUGUAUGUUCUGAUGGUUGGGAGGGAAAUGCCUGUGAAUGUCCCAAGAGCAACCAGACUUGUCUGGACAGUAAGGGGGGAGUGUGUAAUGGACGCGGUAAUUGUGUAUGUGGCCGCUGUAAAUGUCCAGCAUCGGGUCUUGAACUGACUGCGACGUGUGAGCCAAACUUCCAGGCCCAGCUCGGUGUGUGCGAGGGUACGCGGAGUUGUGUUCAGUGCCAAGCUUGGAAGACAGGAGAGAAGAAGGACAAAGAGGAGUGUGACAAGUGUCCUUUCAGAGUCGUCAUGGUGGAUGAACUGAAAGAAGAGGAAAAGGUGCUUGAAAAGUGUAGUUUCCGUGACGAGGACGACGACUGCACGUACCACUACACUGUGGAACAUGCCAAAGCUUCGACGGCUAAAGACUUGGAGGUCCAGGUUCUCAAGAAGAAAGAUUGUCCUCCUGCCAGCCUCCUCUGGCUCCUCCCUCUCAUCCUGUUCCUCCUGUUACUGCUGGCACUUUUGCUGCUCUGCUGCUGGAAAUAUUGUGCCUGCUGCAAAACUUGCUGCCAGAGCUGUCUCGCUCUGCUGCCUUGCUGUAGGAAAGGUCGUAUGGUUGGAUUCAAGGAGGAUGAGUAUCUUCUCCGCCACUCUCUGCUCACCUCAGACCACCUGGACACGCCGAUGGUGCGGACAGGCCCUCUCAAAGGCACCGAUGUGGUUCGCUGGAAGGUUACGGAUAAUGUGCACCGAAGUCCUAACCACCCUCAGGCUCUCAUAAAGCCCAACCCUAAAGAAAUGAUUCAGUAUCCGAUCUCCCUGCGGCUUAACAGGCGGUUUUCGGAGAACUUGUCUCGUCCUGAGUCCAGAGAUGCUGAACAACUUUCGAAAGAAGUAGCAGACAAUCUUAAUGAGGUCUACAAGCAAAUUCCUGGGGCCCAGAAAAUGCAGAAGACCUCAUUUAGAACACAGAGAAAUGCUGGGAAAAGACAGGACUACACCAUCAUGGACACCGUCCUGUCUGCUCCACGCAGCAGCUACCCUGAUAUUGUCAAGCUGACUGAAAGAAAUGUCCAGUCAGGACGCUUCCACGAACUGAAAGUGUUACCCGGCUACUACACUGUCGCCACAGACAGAGAGGCUGCAGGAGCUAUCGAGUUCCAAGAAGGCGUGGAGUCAGUGGAUGUUCACGUGCCACUCUUUGUCAAGGAUGAGGACGAUGACAAGAAGCAGCUGCUGGUGGAGGCGAUGGACGUACCACUGGGCAUUGCCGGAAUUGGGAAACGUUUGGUGAACAUCACCAUCAUCAAGGAGCAUGCCACCAGCGUGUUCUCUUUCCUCCAGCCGGCCUACACCUACAGCAGACAGGACGGGGUGGCCAACAUUCCCAUUAGUAGGGAGAUCAUAGAGGACGGACGCACGCAAGUCUCCUACCGUACUCGAGAUCUCACAGCUAAGGAUAAAAAGGACUACGUGACUGUGGAUGGUGACCUCACUUAUGGUCCUGGUGAGACCCAGAAGACAGUUCCAGUUCGUCUGCUGGAGCUGGGCGAGAAAGAUGCACUCUUGGAUGAUAAACAGGUCAAACAGUUUGUCAUGGACCUCAGCAACCCACGUCAGGGGGCCAAGCUUGGACGCUACCCUAGAACUACUGUCACAAUCGCCGACAUACCAGAGCCCAGUGCGAUGAUGUUCAAGAGGGGCACCCAGAACUUCACUACAUCCGACCCAACCUACACCAUCCCGGUGGUCCGCACUCGCAACCCAGACAGCCUCGCCACAGUGAAAUGGCGCACCAAGAAAGCCCAACGCUUUGAUCUUUCUGGCCCCCUAAAGUUCAGUCCCGGAGAGACAGAGAAGAAUAUAGUGAUUGACCCAAGAAUGCACCCUGGUGUGGUUCAACCAGAGACCUUCCAGUUGGAGCUGUUUGACCCAAGUAGCAACAGCACAAUCGGAGAGAGAAAGACCACAAUUGUUAAUGUCGUAGAAGGAGGUCUAAGGUCCCCUGAGAUGUCCCAGAUGCAACAGAAAGGCUUUUUAACUCCUAAAAAUACCUCGCCUGGUGGCCGCCUUCUUGCGCCACCAAACCCUAAGGCCAGAGCAACUGGACCCAGAAGCAUCCGUCUCAACUGGGACCCACCACCUGGUAACCCCAUGGGGUACAAGGUGAAGUAUUGGAUCUACGGUGACCCAGAGAAAGAUGCCCAGGUCAUUGAUGUGAAGACUCCUCAAGCAGAGCUGACCAACCUGUAUCCCUACUGUGACUACGAGAUGCGAGUAUCUGCCUACAAUGCAAUGGGAGAUGGCAAUGAUACAGACAUUGUUGCCUGUCAGACUCUGGAGGAUGUACCGGGGGAACCAGGUCGCCUGGCCUUCAAUGUCAUCAGCCCGACUGUAACUCAACUCAGUUGGGCUGAGCCUGCAGAGACAAACGGUAACAUCACGGCUUACGAAGUCAUCUACACACCCAUCGAUGAUGAGCUGAAGCAAGUGGGUGCAGCUAAGAAGGUGAAGAUUGACAACCCAAAGAAGCGAAUGCUCUUGAUUGAGAAUCUUGUGAAUGCCCAGACGUAUCAGUACAAGGUCCGUGCCAAGAACAGUGUUGGCUGGGGCCCCUUCAGAGAUGCGACCAUUAACUUGGCAUCACAACCUGUGAGACCUCUGUCCAUUCCCAUUAUUCCAGACAUCCCUAUUGUAGAUGCAGAAGCGGGAGACGAAUAUGACAGCUAUCUGAUGUACAGCAAUGAGGUGCUGAAGUCUCCCGCAGGCUCCAAGACACCCAGCGUCUCUGGUGAAGAUUAUAUGAUGAAUGGAAAGUGGGAUACAAACUUCCUUUUCCCAGGCGGUUCUACCACACGCAACUUGUCGACAUCAUCCUCUCCGAUGUCCACUGUGAGCUCCAACUACCGCGGCGGCUCCUUUACCACAGAAACCACCACCACCUACAUGUCUGGAGCAGGAAGCCCUCGGCGACCCGAUAUGAUGGGUGGAAUGGGUGGUAUGCACACAUCAGACGUCAUCAUGAGGAAGCACUCAGAGAGCAGGGGUUACACAGAUGAAAACAUCCGGGACUCUAUUGUCAUGGGAGAUGGUUCGAGCAAGUUCCCAGAUCUAGGUGUUUUCGGCUUCACUGGGUCGCAGAGCACCUCUCAGAACCAGUUCAGCUACAGCCUGUCCCAAGGUCCGAGGGCCAGAACCCAGUCUUCGGAGGUCAACGAAGCCCUGUAUGAUCUGGACAGGGUGCUGCAGGAUACAAGACUCUCCCCGGGAGUCCCCGCCACCCCCAGCAGACUGGUUUUUUCUGCUCUGGGUCCCACUGCCUUGAAAGUCAGCUGGCAGGAACCGCACUGUGAUAAGGACAUCCUUGGCUACUGUGUGCUCUACCAGCAGCUCAAUGGAGGCGAGGUGAAGCGCAUCAACGUGACCAACCCAGCAGAGAACUCUGUGAUCAUCCAGGACCUGCUGCCCAACCACUCCUACCUAUUUAAGGUGAAGGCUCAAAGCCAAGAGGGCUGGGGCCCGGAGAGAGAGGGCGUCAUCACCAUCGAGUCGGCCGUCGAUCCCAAGAGUCCCCUCAGUCCCAUGCCAGGCUCACCGUUCACCUUGAGCACACCCAGUGCUCCGGGUCCCCUCGUCUUCACAGCACUAAGCCCGGAUUCCCUGCAGCUUAGCUGGGAGAAACCCCGGAAACCAAACGGAGGCAUUCUGGGCUAUGUAGUCACCUGUGAGCAGCUGCACGGAGGAGGUGACAUGCGUUCAUUCCAGGUGAACGGUGACAGCGCUGAGACCAGGCUGACCGUCCCCAACCUGACUGAGAACAUCCCCUAUAAGUUCAAAGUUCAGGCUCGGACGACUCAAGGUUUUGGCCCCGAGAGGGAGGGCAUCAUCACCAUAGAGUCUCAGGAUGGAGGGGCUUUGUCUCAGUACAACAAUCAAUUCAUGACUAGAAGGGACGUGUUCCACAUGCCCAGCGAAGUCAACACAGUCAGCAACAUCUCCCGCACCAUGAUCAACGACCCAUUCUUCUCAGAUGGAAUGACGAUGACCACGCAGCACACGGAGACCAGCGGCAUGAUGACACGCCAAGUCACCAAGGAAGUGGUCCAGAGGAGCGUCAUCGGAGGAACCACCGUCACAAAGAAGAUGUUUUAUGACUCCUAAGACGUACGCUUACAUUUUAAUGUCGCCUUUAUUCACAUUCACACUCUUUAAGAGUCUCAGAGCUCAUGUAUGAGAUCAUGGUACCAAAAAAAAAACAUUUUAUAGUUGUAUGUUACAAACAUUGUCCCCUCACUGUCGAGUAACCAACACACACAAACAUACACACUCCAAGUGUAUUUAAACCAGGCAGGUAAUCCCACUGUCUGUUCCCUAAUCCAAAAUGACACUACGCCCUUGCCACACUAAUCUUGUAAAUCUGUUCUGCCUGCGUGUAAUAUUACAAUUUCACAGGUGACACAAACAUGCAUGCCAAAUAUACGUGCCUUUUUAAUAUCGUUUUUUGUGUGCUCCUCCUACUGGAAAUGAUUCAACAGCUAGUACUUGGUUUCACAUUUCAUAAGAUGCCCGUUAUGUUAAGUGUGUGUUAUAAACGUAUACUAUGGUCGUACUAAUGGAAUAAGAGCUGUACGUUUGCAGGAAUCGCGUAUGACAAAAACGAUUGUAUUUGCUUCAAUGCACAAAUAUAGUCAAGUUGUUGUGCAUGUUAACGCCAUACAGGUGCAUCUCAGUAGGUUGGAAUAUCUUGGAAAAGUUCCUUUAUUUCAGCAGUUCAAUUUAAAAAGUGAAACGAUUUAAAAUAUGAAGUUACAAGUUCAUUUGUAUGAUAAACUUAGAUUUUAUUUUUUAUAUUGAAUUAAAAUAUUUCAAGAAUAUUUAUUCAUUUAUUGAUCAUUUCGCAAAUAAAACAACUCAUUCAGUUCAAUAUUGCAAACUACUGGUUGGCGCUCUUCUAAUCGGCCAAUGAACUGCAAAAACUUUGAAUAAAAACCAGGGCUGUCAAAUGAUUAUACAUUUUUUAUUCAAAUUAAUUAAUCGUGAUGAAUCACCAUUUGCAAUUAUGUGUGAAAUAUGCCCCUUUUUUACUGUAUUUUAUGAACAGAAAGAUCAAUGACUGGAGAGGAUUAUAUACAUAUUUGUAUGCGUUAACAGCUCCAAAUUAAAUGAAAAUUUUAAUCAAGCUAAAAGAUACUGCACAUGUCCGAAAAUAGUCUAUUUAAUAGUAGCAGGACAUGAACCUUGUUAGGAGCCAUGAUGGGUUGCGUUCAAAGACACCACGUGAUGGGUUUUGAGUGUACAUGUGUUUUCUGGGAUUUCCGAGCAUACUUAAAUGCAGCAAAUUGUACUUCCGCAGGAAGCGUUACGUUAGUAAUACGAAUAUCAGCUUACUGUUUUUCUUUGUCUUUAUGUUUAUUUAGACCACACGUACACGCAUAAUAAAGACGGUGUUGUGAUGUACGGAGUGUCUAUGAAUGCAUCUCGUGGUCUGUCUCGUGAAAAUGAGGAAGUGUAGUUACAAUGAGGAAGUGUCAUUGCAAUGACGAAUGGACGAUAUACAAAUAUGGUGUUGGAAUGGCACGGCUGUUGAUGCGUUCAGGUCAGAAUAAAGUUAUAAAGGAGCGACAGACUCUGUGCGACAGUGUUACUUGACAUGAUGCGCAUAACAUGGUGAAAUAAAUUAGUUACCACUAUUAACGUGCUGUUUUCCACAGCCCUGGUAAAAACCUUUAAUUGGUCGGUUAUGUCGGAAUUGAACCCCUGAAGUCAAAUAACUUUUGCACGGUAUUCAAAUGUAUUCAUAUGCACCUGUAUUUUACUUUUACGAAAGAAAAAAAGUGCGACAUUGGGCCUAACGUGGUUAAAUGGAUGUAUUUUUAAAAAGAAUUCACGUGUGACUUUCAAGCAGAUGCGCUUACCUUUGUAUUUUCUGUACGUCAAAUCUAUUGCACUUAAUAAAGAUUCUAAAACAAGUA
Messenger RNA from Dunckerocampus dactyliophorus (ringed pipefish), 8196 nucleotides. It is a transcript of the gene itgb4, whose product is annotated as integrin, beta 4. Gene Ontology annotation, molecular function: integrin binding. The record is from RefSeq and is a predicted model, not a curated record. Gene Ontology annotation, biological process: integrin-mediated signaling pathway; cell-matrix adhesion; cell communication. Lineage: Eukaryota; Metazoa; Chordata; Actinopteri; Syngnathiformes; Syngnathidae. Gene Ontology annotation, cellular component: membrane; integrin complex; focal adhesion. The transcript has 42 exons. Bases 554 to 6385 code for a protein of 1943 amino acids.